GCGACAAGGAGAUGCCAACCCAUGAAUCCCCAUUUUGUUAAAUAAACUCAUUUCACUCUUCCCUCUGUAUGCCUGAAUCUGUGUAAAGAGGUCAACACCUAAGAAGAAAACACAGCGGCAGAAUCAGCCAGAAAUCUGAUAUGGAGAAGAAAAACUCAUCAGAAACUGCAGGAAAAGCUAUAACAUGCAAAGCUGCAAUUUGCAAAGAGCCAGGAGAGGCUCUUGUGAUAGAGGAAAUUGAAGUGGCCCCCCCAGAAGCUUGGGAAAUUCGGAUCAAAAUACUAUGCACAUCCCUUUGUCACACUGAUGUGACCUUCUGGAAAAUGAAUGAUGGACCUGAAAGAUCCUUUCCGAAAAUUUUAGGGCACGAGGCGGUCGGUGUUGUUGAGAGUGUGGGAGAGCAUGUGGAGGAAGUGAAAGAAGGAGAUUUGGUGGUUCCAGUGUUUCUUCCGAGCUGCAAGGAAUGCAGGGAUUGCACGUCGACUAAGAGCAACCUUUGCACAAAAUUUGGGAGCAAGUUCUACCAGGGUAUGCCAAGGGAUGGAAGCAGCAGGUUCAGGAAUAUGAAAGGGGAGGUUGUGCACCAUUUCUUGUUUGUUUCAAGCUUUGUGGAAUACACGGUUGUGGACAUAGCCCAUGUUGUGAGGCUCAACCACGAGAUUCCUGCGGAUAAGGCCUGCUUGCUCAGCUGUGGAGUGUCAACAGGAAUAGGAGCGGCAUGGAAGGUGGCAGAGGUGGAGGAGGGAUCUACUGUAGCCAUAUUCGGGCUUGGAGCUGUUGGACUUGCGGUCGCGGAGGGGGCAAGGCUCCGGGGAGCUUCAAAGAUCAUAGGUGUCGAUUUGAAUCCCGAAAAAUUUGAGAUAGGAAAGAAAUUUGGGGUCACCCAUUUCAUUAACCCUACUGCCUGUGGCGAAAAAGCAGUGAGCCAGGUGGUGAAAGAGAUGACAGAUGGGGGUGCUGACUAUUGCUUCGAAUGCAUCGGACUGGCAUCCUUGAUGAAAGAUGCUUUCGAUUGUAGCCGAGAGGGGUGGGGCAAAACAGUGAUACUGGGAGUAGAGAUGCACGGGUCAGAUUUGAAUGUCAACUCUUCUCAAAUUCUCAGAGGCAGAAGUGUCAUGGGCUCCCUGUUUGGAGGACUCAAACCAAAGUCUGACAUUCCCAUUCUCGCAAAAAAAUACAUAGACAAGGAGCUUAGACUGGAUGAAUUCAUCACACAUGAGGUGAACUUCCAGGACAUCAACAAAGCUUUUGAAUUUCAGAGUCAAGGAAAGAGCAUCCGAUGCAUCAUAUGGAUGGACAAAUGAAAUUGGUCCAUUCUAUAAUUAAAGAGAAAGGUUAUUAAUGUUAAGUAGCAUCACAUGCAUAUUGAAUACAAAUCUUACAACUUUAAGCUUUCAAGAAAAUUGAUUAUUUAUCAUAAUAUUAUAACUUGAUUUGAUGGAAGGUCAUAAA
This is a messenger RNA of Vitis vinifera (wine grape), 1452 nucleotides long. RefSeq names its product alcohol dehydrogenase-like 1. The transcript has 10 exons. Gene Ontology annotation, biological process: formaldehyde catabolic process. Lineage: Eukaryota; Viridiplantae; Streptophyta; Magnoliopsida; Vitales; Vitaceae. Gene Ontology annotation, molecular function: S-(hydroxymethyl)glutathione dehydrogenase [NAD(P)+] activity; zinc ion binding. The record is from RefSeq and is a predicted model, not a curated record. Gene Ontology annotation, cellular component: cytosol. Bases 141 to 1304 code for a protein of 387 amino acids.